CCUCUAACUUGUUGAUAAAGGAGAAAUUUGCUUGGAAGGCGGAGUUCAGUCCAAUAAAGUCUUAAGAGUUGUUGCGCGCUUUCACUGGUAUAAAGAGUGUUUUUGCGUUUAUCUUGUGAACAAGCCCUCAUUUCUUUAUUUUUAUAUAACGUUAGUGGAAAGUGGACUAAUACAGUUUCACCUGCGGGAUAACAAUAAGUGGAACUAAAGUCACCUCGUGAUAGGUGCUGUGUAGAUCAUAAUGAAGCGCCUCUCCAUAUUGUGCCUGUGUGCCCUGGUGACCUUGUAUGGCCAUAAGUAUGUGCUGUCCCAGCCUUACUCGUAUGGUGAACGAAACUCAGAUCUAGGCAUACGGGUGUUUCAGCAAGUAGUCCAGUCCAAGCCCCUGGAAAAUGUGGUGUUUUCACCCCACGGAGUGGCUUCCAUCCUAGGCCUGCUGCUACCUGGAGCCCAUGGAGAAACCCUGAAGCAGAUCACCAGUGGUCUUCACUACAAGAAAAAUGGUCGUUACAGGAUGUUGAAGAAGCUGCACAGGUCUGUGACAGCAAAGUCCAAGCAGGGUGUUGUGCUGAUUGCCAACGCCAUAUUCAGCCAGAAGGGCUUCCCUAUGAAGGUGGCCUUUGUAACUGACAACAAAGUAAACUUCCAAUGUGAGGUCAGGAGCUUGGACUUCAACAACCCUCAGAGAGCAGCUAAUGAAAUCAAUGAAUGGGUCAACAAUAAGACCAAAGGUCACAUCUCUAGCUUGAUCCAAGCAGACAUGCUGGACUCUCUGACCCGUCUAGUCGCUGUCAACUCAAUCUUCUUCAAAGGCUCAUGGAAGUCCCGCUUCCAGCCCGCAGACACCAAGAUGAAGCCCUUCAAAGGGGGGAAUGGGGAUGUAUACACAGUCCCUAUGAUGUCCCAGCUAUCUACCUUCAACAUAUCCCAUGCCACCACACCCGAAGGAGUGAAAUACAGGGUAAUUGAGCUGCCCUAUCAAGGCAACACCACCAGCAUGCUGAUUGUUCUUCCCUACGAAGAGGACACACCUCUGUCCAGUGUUAUCCCGCACAUCAGCAUAGCCACAGUAAGGAGCUGGAUGAAACAGACGUACACGAGGAAAGUCAACCUGGUCAUCCCCAAGUUUACUGUUGAUGCGGAGGUAGACUUGGAAGCCCCCCUUUCAGCGCUGGGAAUCAAAGACAUGUUUGAUGAGAACAAAGCUGAUUUCAGAGGCAUCAGUGAUGAGCCUUUGUAUGUAUCCAAGGCAUUACAGAAAGUCAAAAUUGUGGUGAAUGAAGAUGGAACAAAAGCAGCAGCUGCCACAACUGCCAUUUUGAUGGCUCGCUCCUCUCCACCUUGGAUUAUUGUGGACAGAUCUUUUCUCUUCCUUGUCAGACAUAAGCCAACAGGUACCAUUCUGUUUAUGGGUCAGAUCAACCGGCCUUAGUCCAGCCUUCACUGGCCAGCACGGGAAAUGCUUAUACACUGCCAUGCAUGAGCACACACCUACACUUAAACACACACACACACACACACUGCUGUAGACUUAUGUACAAUGUGGACAUAUGAUGUUAUUUGUUUUAAGUACUGCUUUUUAUGUUACCCAUUUUCUAUAAUGCAUAACAUGUUUUAUAAGAUGUUCUGCAGACUAAACUUCCUGUUUUAAUUUUUAUAUACAUUUUUUGAGUUUAUUACAUUUUUAAAAGAGUUGAAUGGCAUCUGGUUACUUUCUCAACUUGAGAGUCAGUAUAAUAUGUUUAUAUAUCACAUGUCACUUUUUCAAUUUAAAGGUUGUCCAUCUCAAGUACUGUCACUCCAGUCAGUUCAGAGUUUCACUCCUAAGUUAUGACAAUGUACAU
Monopterus albus (swamp eel) is the source of this 1844-nucleotide messenger RNA. It is a transcript of the gene serpine2, whose product is annotated as serpin peptidase inhibitor, clade E (nexin, plasminogen activator inhibitor type 1), member 2. The record is from RefSeq and is a predicted model, not a curated record. The transcript is spliced from 9 exons. NCBI's taxonomy places the organism in Eukaryota, Metazoa, Chordata, Actinopteri, Synbranchiformes, Synbranchidae. Gene Ontology annotation, molecular function: serine-type endopeptidase inhibitor activity. Bases 242 to 1432 code for a protein of 396 amino acids. Gene Ontology annotation, biological process: negative regulation of plasminogen activation; negative regulation of endopeptidase activity.